AAGAAUGAAAAUAUUAACUUGAAAGAGUAAAGAAAAAAAAAUAGAGAAAAGUGGGAUGUCUAAAAGCAAGUGAGAGGAUAUGUGGGUGUCACCUGAAGUUGUUUAUGUUUGAGUAGAGUGAGUGAGAGAUGGGAUUCCUGGAUCAAAGCUAGCUAGCUGUAGAAUUUAUUUAACUUUAAAGUUUUAAUUACAUUAAUCAUCUUGGGAUUUUCAAGAAAUCUUUCUUUUAUUAAUUGUGUCAUUAUUAUGGAGUCUGCUAAUCUCCAUCACCACCAGCAGCAGCAGCAGCAUCAGCUUCAAGGCCAGCUUGUUGGCUCCCCUUCUCCUUCUUUAUCAGCCCCAUCUGCAGGCUAUGGAGCUCCAACUAGCCCCCAUGCUUGGACCCAAAACAUCUCUCUAAGUACUGAAAAUGAGUCCUCCCUCAGUAAUUCUAUGAUACAAAACUUGGGUUUCCAGUGGAACAUUCAUAGCAAUAAUGCAGCAGCACUGAGCCUUACUCAUGAUCAUCAUGAUCAUCAAAUCAAAGAAGAAGAACAACUUUCAAAUCAUUUCCCUAAAUUUACUGAAAUGUUAUUGAACAGUACCAGUGCUACCUCAACCGUUGAUCAAAAUUCGCAUUUAUCAUCAACAAAUUUUAUUAAAGAUGAGCAGAAAUACAUGAAUGAUCUUAGCGAAAAGCUCUUGCUCAAGACUAUUUCUUCUGGUUUUCCUAUCAAUCCCUCCCAAAUUUACUCUACUUUUGGAACUUCCACACCCAGUAGAGGAAAUUUUAGCCAGAUAUAUCCUAGUGUUAACAUUUCCGACUUGAACCGGUCAUCGAUCUCCGGUUCUUUUGACAUGAAUUUGCAGGCGUUGGAUCUCCUAACUUCUACGAGAUUUAGCGGGAGUUUUGGCCAGCCUUGUCACGAUAAUAAUCUUGGUAUUUAUAAAGAUAAUGUUUCUUAUGAUCUUGAUCAUCUGCAGCAACUAAAUCAUAUGCCAUCAUGCAACCCUAAUAAAGUAUCUCCCUUCACUACCAAUGACAUAACAGAGGCAAAGAGAGCCAACAGUAGCUUGAUGGAGCCUAAGCCAACACUACAAGCUGCACCUAAGAAAUCCCGAUUGGAAACACGCGCUUCCUGCCCUCCCUUUAAGGUUAGGAAAGAGAAAUUAGGAGAUAGAAUUGCAGCUUUGCAGCAGCUGGUUGCACCAUUUGGCAAGACAGACACAGCAUCCGUACUAAUGGAGGCUAUUGGAUACAUUAAAUUCCUUCAAAAUCAGGUCGAGACACUAAGCGUGCCAUACAUGAAGUUAUCACGCAACAAGAGCAGUAGAACUACGCAGUUCUCAACCACGGAGGAAGGAAAUGAGGAGCGAAAGAAAGAUUUAAGAAGCCGAGGGCUCUGCCUCGUGCCACUAUCUUGCAUGUCUUACGUAACCGGCGAAGCUGGAGUAGGCGGCGGCGGAGGCAUAUGGCCACCACCUUUUGGAGGAGGAACAUAGUACAUUGUAGGAAUGUGUACUUAUUGAACAAAGACACUCCAUGUGGCAAGAUGAGCACGUUGAUCUGCAGCAUAAUAUGUCGAUCAAAAUUUGAAGCUCAUAAUGGAGCAAGUUUGGUCAACCUAUCCAGUUAAAGAUUGUAGGAUGGACCAAAUUUGAUCCAUUAACAAUAUUCACAUAACAAGUUCAAAAGAAAACAAUAUUCGCAUAACAUCUAUUGUAAUUCAACUUCAAGCCGCAUCUUUCACAUUCGUUAAUUUAUCGGUUGUUUCUGUUUUUCUAA
This is a messenger RNA of Mercurialis annua (annual mercury), 1765 nucleotides long. RefSeq names its product transcription factor bHLH110. Lineage: Eukaryota; Viridiplantae; Streptophyta; Magnoliopsida; Malpighiales; Euphorbiaceae. The transcript is spliced from 7 exons. The coding region runs from base 247 to 1482 and encodes 411 amino acids. Gene Ontology annotation, biological process: regulation of transcription by RNA polymerase II. Gene Ontology annotation, molecular function: RNA polymerase II cis-regulatory region sequence-specific DNA binding; DNA-binding transcription factor activity, RNA polymerase II-specific; protein dimerization activity. Gene Ontology annotation, cellular component: nucleus. The record is from RefSeq and is a predicted model, not a curated record.